AUGAAGGAGAUAAAGCCAGGAAACGAGUCUCAAAGUGUAUUGAGAUUUUUGCCGACGGAGCAGGAUCAUGAUGCUUUGCUAAUAUGCAAAGCAGAAAAUCCUUCUAUGCAGCAAUCCCUUCUAGAAGAUAACUGGCAACUCGACAUAUUAUAUGCUCCUGUGGUCGACUUAAAAAUGGGUGCCGGAUUAGAUCCCAAUGAUAUAAAAGAAGGUGAUGAUGUGUACUUCGAGUGCGAGGUGCGAGCUAAUCCACCUGUAUAUCGCUUAGCCUGGUACCAUGAUGGUACAGAAUUACGACAUGAUUCGGGUGCCAGGGUCAUCAUUAGUGCCAACUCUCUGGCUUUGCAAAAAGUAACCAGAUAUUGGACAGGCGAUAUUACUUGUUUGGCAGCCAACACACAAGGCCGAACAUCCAGUGCUCAACUUUCACUAAGAGUUCGAUUUGCUCCGUUAUGCCGAGCUAGUGUUGGAGGCCUGAUUGGUGCCUCUCGGCACGAGGCGAUCGCCCUGACGUGCGAGGUUGAAUCGGAUCCGGCGCCUCGUUCCUUCCGCUGGACGUUCAAUAAUUCGGGCGAGCAGAGGCCGCUCAUCACGCCCGCACAGCAGAACGAGCACGGGCCGGUCAGCGUGCUGCGAUACACGCCCGAGAGCGACCUCGACUACGGAGCGGUCAACUGCUGGGCGGAGAACGCCGUCGGUAGACAGCGAACGCCGUGCGUUUUUCAUCUGGUGCCCGCGGGGCCACCGCUGCCACCAUCGAACUGCACUAUGUCUAAUCGUUCAGCCGAUCUCGUCUUAAUCGAAUGUGCCGAGGGCUUCAACGGUGGCUUAUCUCAGAAGUUUGUCCUAGAAGCCUUUCCAGUUGUGGGUUUAUCACGAGGACUUUCUCAUCCACGGGAUACCAAUAAUAGACAGUCAUCGGUUUCCGCUACGCCAGUGUUUGUCGUGAACCUGACACCUGGCGGUCCACCUGUGCGACUUAGGUUGUACGCCGUGAAUACUCUAGGACGUAGCGACAGUGUCGAUGUAGGUGUAUUCGAGCCCAGACAUGCUAGUUCAGCUGAUGAACAAGGUCAUUCGAGUGAGUCAGAAUCAGCCAUGGCGGGACCCUUACUGGCUGGGUUGGUGUUGGCCGCGUCCGGAGUACUGGCCGCUUUAUGCGUGGUCGCCGGAGCUCUACAUGGAAAACGAAGGACGAGAGAGCAAGCCAAGCACACGAGGAUACCGCAAAAUGAACAAUAUCGCAUUCCAUUUCAGGCCAUCGUCGCAUCGAGUUCGAGCGCUUCAAAGGAUGUUUCGCGGAAUGCGUUGGACGAUUUUGAAGAACCUGAUAUCAUUUCGAGGACUCAGCGAAGUGGUGGUGCCAACACGACCGCCACUGUAUUGAAUUUGACGAAACCUCCAGCCGAAUCAGAAUGGACCGUGCACAAUAGUGCAGUGCAAAUUACAGGAAUAUCAUGA
Ctenocephalides felis (cat flea) is the source of this 1461-nucleotide messenger RNA. Its product is annotated as hemicentin-1-like. The transcript is spliced from 8 exons. NCBI's taxonomy places the organism in Eukaryota, Metazoa, Arthropoda, Insecta, Siphonaptera, Pulicidae. The record is from RefSeq and is a predicted model, not a curated record. Bases 1 to 1461 code for a protein of 486 amino acids.